ACAGAGACGGGACUGGCUCCUAAGGAGAUGGGAAAGCCCCUGGCAGAGACAGGGCGUUGAGGUGGGAGGAGAGGUCCCAGGCAGCCCUGGUCAGGACCACACUCAUCAGCAUGAAGAUGGGGCCCGGGGGGCCGAGAUCAUGGCUCUUGGUCACUGACCACAGGGGAAGCUCUUUGGCAAUAUCAGAAAAGAAGAAGCCAGAUUAUAAACGGAAGUGCUGCCCAUCCUGGGCAGGCAUGUUUGGGGAGGGCUCCCACCCUCCAGUCCUCGGAAGGAGCCUGGUCCUGCCUCUCCGGUGGUCAGAUUAGCCUGAGGCAGCCCCUCCACAGAGCCUCCCCUCUGGCCUAGAGGCUCUGCUUGUUCUCUCAUCCUCCGAGGAGAGCGAGGAGAGCGAGGCGAUGGGCCUGCCCCUGCUGCUGCCCCUGCUGCUGCCCCUGCUGCCGCCAGCAGCUCUGCAGGCUGGUGGCUCAGCAAAAUGCACUUCAAACCUUGAUUUUGACGUCAAACAACCAGAGCACCUCUCAGCCCCUGAGGGUGGCUCCAUCGACAUCCCCUUCUCCUUCUGUUACCCCUGGGAGUUAGCCCGUGACCCCAACGUGCGUAUAUCCUGGAGAUGGAGAAAUUUCCAUGGAGAGUUCAUAUACAACACAACCCCGCCGUUCACCCAUAAGGCUUUUAAAAACCGCCUCUCCCUGAACUGGGCAAAGGGCCAGAGGAACGGCUCCCUCCGGAUCUCCAACCUGCGGAGAGAGGAUGGACGUAGCUACUUCUGCCGAGUCCAGUUGACCACACGGAACAAAGGCGAGAAAGGGUGGCAGUCCAUCCCCGGGACCAAACUCACCAUCACCAGAGCCACCGAGAAAACCACCAAGGACCCCACCAGCACCACCACCACCACCACCACCACAGAUGGCCUCAGUGUCUCGGGGGACAAAUGGACAUCAGGGUCUAGGCCCCUGACUCUAGGAGCGAUAGUUGGGGUGGCACUGGCGGGUGCCGUGCUCAUAAUCGCAAUUUUGGGAUUGGCAGUCUACCUCAGGUGUAGGAGAAGCAAAGGUCUGCAGACUAAACGUGGGAAGGAUGAUGUUCAAGGUGGAAAGAAAGCAAGAGCCCCAGACAGGGGAUCCUUCCAUAACACUGAGGAGAAGCACGAGAACACUGGGCAUAAAGGACUACAAAGAGACGCCAAGCCGGACCCAAAAGUUGACGGCAUCCUCUAUGCCUCCCUUACCCUCUCCAACUCAACCUCACCCUCACUGACAGCACCUCCUAGCCACCUUCUCUAUGAGAGCCCCCAGGAAGAGACCCUAUACUCUAUGUUAAAGACCUAAGGAGUGUGACUGAAUGAUGACCUCCUUACAGUAAGCUGCACAGAAGGAUCACCACUUCC
Messenger RNA from Myotis davidii, 1390 nucleotides. It is a transcript of the gene PILRA, whose product is annotated as paired immunoglobin-like type 2 receptor alpha. Gene Ontology annotation, molecular function: MHC class I protein binding. The coding region runs from base 399 to 1331 and encodes 310 amino acids. The transcript is spliced from 7 exons. Lineage: Eukaryota; Metazoa; Chordata; Mammalia; Chiroptera; Vespertilionidae. The record is from RefSeq and is a predicted model, not a curated record.